CACAACUUUUAUGGUCCCAAUCACGAUGCAGUGUGAAAUUACGGAGUAAUAUAAACCCCCAAUAAUCAAAACUAAGCACACCAAAUAUGAACACGUUCAUUGAAAGUCCUAACCAAAUUUCUCUCUCCUAAAACAUGUGUUCUCACUUCUAAGCUCCUCUGUGUCUGAAACAGAGUACCCAAAAACAGAGCAAAGAAACUACCCAAAUCCAUUUACAAAAUGACAAAUCAACCCUUUUCACACACCAAAUUCCUCCUCCUUUUCUCCACACUCCUACCCUUUUUGGUAAUUUCACAAUCUCCUCCUUCAGACCAAGAAAUCCUGUUGCAAAUCAAGCAGGAAUGGGGUAAUCAAUCACAAAUACAAUCAUGGAAUUCCACCACCUCCCACUGUCAAUGGGUUGGAAUCAAUUGUACCGGUGGCGAAAGCGUCACCGGUAUCUCCCUCAAUAGCCUAAACAUCGAAGUUGAAAUCCCAUCAUCCAUUUGUCAUCUCAAGAAUCUCACAUACCUUGAUCUUGGAAACAAUAGAAUUCCAGGUAAUUUCCCUACAUUUCUAUACAAUUGUACAAAGCUCCAAACUUUAGACCUAUCUGCAAACUACUUUGUUGGGGAAUUACCAAAUGAUAUAGAUAACCUUUCCCUUGAUCUCCAACUCCUUAAUCUUAGUCUAAACAACUUCACUGGUAAUAUCCCAACCUCAUUAGGUAGAGUUAAAGGGUUAAUCACCUUGCAUUUAGACAGCAAUUUGUUUAAUGGCACAUUCCCUUCUGAGUUGGGUGACUUGGAAAAUCUUGAGACAUUGGUGUUAGCUUACAACCCUUUUACCCCUACGAAAUUACCUGAAAAUUUUGGGAAGCUUAAGAAUUUGAAGUUUCUUUGGAUGACUCAAUGCAAUUUGAUUGGCGAAAUCCCAAAAAGUUUCGCUGAUCUUGCUAGCCUUGAGCAUCUAGACUUGGUUGACAAUAGUUUGGAGGGUGGAAUUCCAAGUGGGUUGUUCUUACUCAAGAACUUGGAAUUUUUGUACUUGUACCAAAAUUUGCUAUCAGGGGGAUUACCAACCUCAAUUGAAGCCUUGAAUUUGGUGGAAUUGGACAUUUCGCAGAACAAUAUGACAGGAAUUAUCCCUGAUGAUAUUGGAAAACUGCAAAAUUUAACGAUUUUGAAAUUGUUUCAGAACCAAUUCCAUGGAACUUUACCACCAAGUAUAAGUCAACUUCCUUCUUUAACCCAGGUGAGGGUGUUUAAGAACCGGCUUUCUGGUACACUUCCCCCAGAAAUGGGGUUACACUCGAAACUCGAUAGUUUUGAGGUGUCAGAAAAUGCAUUCACCGGUCAAUUACCGGAGAAUCUUUGUCUGAACGGGAAAUUGAGGGGUGUUGUGGCAUUCAACAACUAUCUGAAUGGGACAAUCCCAAGCUCUCUUGGCCAAUGCAAGUCCCUGCUCGUAGUUGAAGUCUACAACAACAGCUUGUCAGGUGAAGUUCCUGAAGGGUUAUGGACUUCGGAGAAGAUGAUGUUCAUGCAACUUAGCAACAACCAAUUUUCAGGCCAACUUCCCGAGAUGACGGCUGAGAACUUAAGUCUUGUGGAAUUGAGCAACAACAAGUUUUCUGGAAAGAUUCCAGAAAGUAUAAAGACUUGGAGGAAUUUGCAGGUGUUUAAAGCUAGCAACAACAUGAUCACAGGUACUGUUCCAUUGGAACUAACAACCCUAUCACAACUGAACACUCUGUUGCUUGAUGGGAAUCAACUCUCAGGUGAGCUUCCCUCUGAAAUAAUCUCAUGGGAGAGGCUAAACAGCUUAGAUCUCUCUCAUAACGAUAUUUCUGGUUCGAUUCCUUCUGUUUUCGGGUCUUUGCCUGUACUUACUUCUCUUGAUUUGUCUAAUAAUCAAUUUUCUGGCCAAAUUCCACCUGAAUUGGGCCAAAUAAAAGCUCCUUCACUUAAUUUUUCCUCAAAUCAACUCACUGGGGAAAUCCCAUUUGGAAUUGAUAACAGUGCAUACCAGGCUAGUUUCUUGAACACCCACUUAUGCUCUGAUACCGGAUUCUUAGACCUCCCAAAAUGCUCAAUUCGUCAAAGAAACCCGAAUUUGUCUUCCAAAUAUCUUGCUUUGAUCAUAGUCCUUGCAUUGGUUGCCUUAGUGGUAACUUUAUACUACAUGGUGUUCAUAAUCAGAGAAAUCCGGCAAAGAAAGAAUAGGCAAGAUCUAGAUACAUGGAAACUGACCUCUUUCCACAAGCUACAUUUCACAGAAGAGAAAAUCCUUGCUAACUUAACUGAGAAAAAUAUGAUCGGGUCAGGAGGAUCUGGUAAAGUUUACUGGAUCCCCAUUAACCAAUCAGGUGAUGCCGUUGCGGUAAAGAGGAUAUGGAGCAACAAAAAAAUGAGCAGUCAUCUGGAGAAAGAGUUCCUUGCUGAGGUCCAGAUUCUGGGUACCAUAAGGCAUCUCAACAUAGUGAAGUUACUUUGCUGUAUUUCUAGUGAAAACUCGAAAAUGCUUGUGUAUGAGUACAUGGAGAAACAAAGCCUGGAUAAAUGGAUCCAUGAGGGUAAAAGGGAAACUAUUUCAUCAAUGAGUGGGUCGAUUCAUUAUCCGGUUCUGGACUGGCCUGCUAGAUUGAAGAUUGCUAUUGAUUCUGCUCAAGGAUUAAGCUACAUGCAUAAUGAUUGUUCACCUCCUAUAAUUCAUAGGGAUGUGAAAUCCAGUAAUAUUUUGCUGGAUUCUGAAUUCAAUGCAAAGAUUGCUGAUUUUGGGUUAGCAAAGAUUUUGGCUAAGCCAGGUGGAGAGCCUUACACAGUGUCUGCUGUUGCUGGAUCUUUUGGUUACAUGGCUCCAGAAUAUUGCCACACAACAAAGGUGAAUGAGAAGAUAGACAUCUACAGCUUCGGAGUAGUUCUACUUGAGCUAGUAACAGGGAAGGAGCCACACAUAGGAGAUGAACACACAAAUCUUGCAGAAUGGGCAUUGAGGCAUUACAACGAGGGAAAUCCAAUAAAAGAUGUCCUUGAUAAGGAAGUGCAGGAGCCUUGUUAUUUGGAAGAGAUGACCAAUGUGUUCAAGAUAGGGUUGAUGUGCACCAGUGCAUUACCUAUUUAUAGGCCAACAAUGAAGGAGGUUUUGCAAAUGCUUCAACGACGUAGCAUUUUAGAAGGUUCUGGAGGAGCAAAGACAAAGAAUGACCGAGAUGUUUCCCCUCUUCUCGGGGGUGAAAACUAUAUCUCUAGUUGUAAGAAUAGCAAGAGGAUAGUAGAAGAAGAUGUCUACAGCAUGGUUUGAGUUAGUACCCAUGACAGGUGUCUGUUGUGUUUAUGUAAGAUAAUAGGAACUAAUUUUAAUAAGAACUAGGUAACUGAAUAUGAUGUAAAUGAAAGUAUAUAUAUUUUCUUACCACAAAAGACGGGAAGAAGAAGCUGGAGGAUGAUCAAACUUCGGAAGGGCAUACUUGAAUUCACAACCAAACUACCAAUUGAACUAUGGCAUCAGCUAAGAGGUUUGUAUCAAUUGUAUGAGCCCCUUCACACAAAAGGUUUGCCACUGGAAACUGGUCGAGGAACAUCCUGCAGCUAUACACCAAUGAAGUUAGUCUUGUUUAAACUGGACCCUGGAUCCUGAAUACAUGAAUAUAAGUUGAGAAGAUUAACCCACAUGUAAGUUGAGACUAAUUGUCCCACGUGGAAGAAAUAAAGGGAGAUUGAUUAACAUAUAAGAUUGGUGGGCUACUCCACCUAUCACCACUUGGUUUUAGGAUGGAACCCCGUUGGUGUAAAGUACCGUAAAAAGAUCAAAACAAUUUGGUAUCUUCUUGUUUCAGA
Molecule: messenger RNA, 3818 nt
Organism: Spinacia oleracea (spinach)
Lineage: Eukaryota; Viridiplantae; Streptophyta; Magnoliopsida; Caryophyllales; Amaranthaceae
Product: receptor-like protein kinase HSL1
Exons: 2
Coding region: 220-3282 (1020 amino acids)
Biological process (GO): protein phosphorylation
Molecular function (GO): ATP binding; receptor serine/threonine kinase binding; protein kinase activity
Source: RefSeq, a predicted model, not a curated record